CUCUUGAAGCCCCGGGAUUCUCCCCUCCGCCCUCACUGCCGCGCCGACGAACGACUGUUCUUAUGGCGAGGCGUGAACCAACCCCCACUUUCAGUCAUCGACAACCCAAUCAUCCACCACCUUGCUGAUAUGGCUUCGAGGGCUUCCCUUCGCGACACGUCCAGCUACGGAUCCGGCUUACAAAAGUUCCAUCUUUUCUGCGACAUUUUCUCCAUCCCCGAGACCCGUCGCCUCCCCGCCUCAUUCUCAAUAUUACACUCAUUUGCCCUCUGGGCCCCUAUAUCGGUGAAAGCGGCACGGAAAUACCUGUCGGCGGUGCGCGCAUGGCACUUAGCACAGGGAUGGCCACCCCCGUUAUCGCAAGAAGAGAGCGAGCGCAUCAAUUGGUUACUGCGAGGGCUGGACAACAUCCAGCUCUCAAAACGGUCCCGUCCCCCUCGACAGCCCAUCACGAUCGCCAUGCUAACCGCUCUUAAGCUCACACUCAACCUCUCGGAUCCAUUCGACGCCUGCAUAUGGACGAUCUGCUCGUGCAGUUUCUUCGGCUUGAUGCGCUUCGGGGAAGCAACAGUGAAGUCUCGCGCCGACUUCGACGGCUCCCGGCACCUCAAGCGCAUUGACUCGACGUUUGCUCACGACCUCGACGGCCGCAGGUAUGCUCGACUGGACCUGCCAGCAGCGAAAACGGCCAAACCGGGCGAGAUCCAGCAUAUAUUUUUAAAUGAACAGGGCAAUCUCUGCCCCCUCUGGGCCCUCGAAAACCUGGUUGCGGUAGUGCCCGCUAGCGCAACAGACCCACUCUUUUCCUGGAGAGACUCUAGAGGCUUGAUCAGACCAAUGGCGCGGUCUGCAGCCUUGGCACGAAUAAACGGCAUACUCUACAGCCUCGGGUGGGGUACCGCAUUUUGUCACUCCUUCCGCAUUGGAGGUGCUUCUUUCUUUCUCGCCAAAGGUGUCAGCCCGGAACUCAUGCGGAUCGCUGGACGGUGGCGCUCUCUAGCCUACGAGACCUACAUUCGUGCCUUUGAACAAAUCACAUCCCGGCACAUGUCUAACCUGCACAGCAGCGGCACAGCUACGACGUUGAUGGUGGGGUGA
Messenger RNA from Gloeophyllum trabeum ATCC 11539, 1098 nucleotides. RefSeq lists its product as uncharacterized. The transcript is spliced from 2 exons. The record is from RefSeq and is a predicted model, not a curated record. NCBI's taxonomy places the organism in Eukaryota, Fungi, Basidiomycota, Agaricomycetes, Gloeophyllales, Gloeophyllaceae. Gene Ontology annotation, molecular function: DNA binding. The annotation marks the transcript as partial. Gene Ontology annotation, biological process: DNA recombination; DNA integration.